AUGAGAACGCGCAGCGGCGGCGCGGCUUUGAAGGGAGGCCGAGACCUCGCGGAGCUCACCGCCGAAAUUUGUGCAGAAAGAACGCGGAGAGUGGGCGCUUUUCCCCAUUGGGUCAGCUUGUGGAUACACAUCACAGAGCUAGCAGCUUCAAGCCAUCCUCUCGGAGCAGCUCAGGCGCUGAUCGGACGGCGCACUGAACGCACAGCUCCAGCGAGCAGCUCCACACACACGUCUGUCUCACAGAGUCAUACACACUGCUGCAGGAUGGAUACACUUUACGACCAGAGAGUGCCUUUCAUUCAUGCUCAUGGAAAUGCAUGCAGCAACAGACUGGCAAAAGACAUGAAAAGGAAAUUCAUUAACUCUGACCUGGCUUUGGACACCGAGGAGCUUUUUCAAGAUCUCAGCCAACUCCAGGAGACCUGGCUGGCAGAAGCUCAAGUUCCGGACAACGAUGAGCAGUUUGUUCCUGACUUCCAGGGUGAUAACUUGGCAUUCCACGGGCUGCAGUUGAGGAUAAAGCGUGAACCUCACAGCCCGUGUGCUAAUCUGGGAUCAGCCUGCAGUCAGGAGAGACCCUUCAAGCUCCACUAUGGAGAGAAAUGCAUGUACAACAUCAGUGCCUACGAGCAUAAGCAUGCAGCAGGAAUGAAGGGAUCCAGUCCUGCGACUACGCCCUGCAGCACACCUGUAUCCCCACAUCAACACCAUGUGUCUCCCAGUGCUGGCCUCACCCCCAAACCAGACAGAACAUACCCUCACCUCAACGGCCCACAGCCCCUCCCCAACACCACAUACAACAUUGACCAAAGGUUCCGGCGUCAGCUGUCAGAGCCGUGUCAUUCAUUUCCUUCUCCGGCCCCGGCACCGAUGGGGCGAGACGGGCGUCCCCUGUACCAUAGACAAAUGUCUGAACCUAGCAUUCCCUUCCAGUCCCAAGGGUUUAAGCAGGAAUACUCAGAUCCGCUGUUUGAGCAUCCACUUAUGGUGGGAGCCCCCUUGCCUCAGUCUUACCCUCCUUCUAUGAUGAUAAAGCAAGAGCCGCGAGAUUUCACCUAUGACUCAGAAGUGCCUAGCUGCCAUUCGGUUUACCUGCGACAAGAGGGUUAUUUGGCUCAUGCAAAUAGAACUGAAGGUUGCAUGUUUGAUAAAGGCACCAGGCAUUUCUAUGAUGACACAUGUGUAGUACCAGAAAAGGCUGAAGGGGACAUUAAACAGGAGGCAGGGCUUUACCGUGAGGGUCCCACAUAUCAGAGGCGUGGCUCACUGCAGCUCUGGCAGUUCCUGGUGGCCCUGCUGGACGACCCCUCUAACUCCCACUUCAUCGCGUGGACUGGCCGAGGAAUGGAGUUCAAACUCAUCGAACCUGAGGAGGUGGCACGACGCUGGGGGAUCCAAAAGAACCGGCCUGCCAUGAACUACGACAAACUCAGCCGCUCGUUACGCUACUACUACGAGAAAGGGAUCAUGCAGAAGGUGGCAGGUGAGAGAUAUGUGUAUAAGUUUGUGUGCGACCCCGAGGCCUUGUUCUCCAUGGCCUUCCCCGACAAUCAGCGGCCUGUGCUGAAGACUGAUAUGGAGAGGCAGAUCAAUGAAGAGGAGACGGUGCCACUGUCACAUUACGAUGAAAGCGUGGCAUACGUUCAGGAGGGAGCCUACUGCAACCCGCACCCUUACAGCGAAGGCUACGUUUACUGAUCGUCGAGCACAGACUCUGCUAUGUCGGUCUCACCUCGUAAAAUUCGUAAGAAUUCACAACUAGUACAAACAGUUCUGAACGUUUCAGUGGUGGAGAGGUUAUCACUCGUAGCUUUUCUGGCAACUCCAUUUAAAUGAAAUCCAACAAAAGAGAAUUGCUCAGUUCUUAGAAUUCUUAUGAAUUUUGUGUGAGAUCGGGACUUCUCCGGAUUCCUCUUUCUGUCGUCUCCGUCGUUCCCCGGGACAAAGAGUGCACUUUAUGGACAGAGAUGGGCAGAGAGUAAAAACCUACUGUCCAAGUAACGGUAGUCGCUCCUUUGAUGUUUGUUUCUUUUUUUUUCUUUUCAAAUAAAUGGAGGAAUUUGAGCAUGCCAGAUUCACACAGGGCGAACUCUGGAGAAAUUGGCUGUUUCUGGAAAUAUGUGUUCAUCUAUUUAGACUGGUUUCUAGUCUGGAGAACGUGGGCGAAUAAAUCUCAACCUCUUUACUAAGAUCUCUUUAAAUCAUUUGUGGAGUGCUCAUUUAUUUUCAUUACCCAUCUACUUGGUGUCCUGCUGAGUAGCAGCUAAUAAUUCAGUGUAUUUGUAUCAGACUAAAGCCUAUCGGACUCUCCACCGUGAAACGAAAGAAGCACACAUUUGAGAUGAUUCACAAUUCAACGGGUGAGAAAGCUCUCUUAAAAUACACGUACCUGUUAUUAAGAAAUACGUGAUGAAGUACUACAAUGGAGGACCUACAAUUGUCUGUGUCAUUUGUUUCUUUUUGGUGAUCAAGUCCAUCCUGAACAUGGAGAAAAUAGAGAAAUAAACAUUCCUGAUAACUGAUUUUUUAAGAUUUAAAACCUGUUUUGAUGCUACGCUUUUGUCAUUUCAUUUCUUUCAUUUCUAAGAAUUUAAAAACCAUUUUUUAAAUGUUAUUUUACAGGGCAUGCCAAUCAAUCCAUUCCAAUCCAUUAUUUUAAAGAAACUUGUUUCAUAAUUUUACACAUUCCCAGGCCAUAUGUAUAUCGUAAUUAUUAUUAUGUAAAUUUACAGCUUUCCUAUAGAAAGUUUUUUAAAGGAUUCAUAGUCAAAGGUUGGAGAUCUAUGUUUCAUUUCCCGACAUGUCCAUAAUCUCUGAACAUGUGAACAUGUAUAUUCAGGUUACAACACAGCGAUGCUGCUUUUCCAUGUGAUUGGAUACAUGUAGUUGUUAAAUACCAGAUGGCAGCUAUGCCCUGCAGUACGCUCAUUCAUGUUUGUGUCUUUUUUUACAGCAGAAAAAAAAAAUAAGUCAGUGUUUAUUGAAUGUAAAAAUAUAUUCAGCAUUAA
Molecule: messenger RNA, 3008 nt
Organism: Clarias gariepinus (North African catfish)
Lineage: Eukaryota; Metazoa; Chordata; Actinopteri; Siluriformes; Clariidae
Gene: etv1
Product: ETS variant transcription factor 1
Biological process (GO): regulation of transcription by RNA polymerase II; cell differentiation
Cellular component (GO): nucleus
Molecular function (GO): sequence-specific DNA binding; DNA-binding transcription factor activity, RNA polymerase II-specific
Source: RefSeq, a predicted model, not a curated record